Molecule: messenger RNA, 1948 nt
Organism: Purpureocillium takamizusanense
Lineage: Eukaryota; Fungi; Ascomycota; Sordariomycetes; Hypocreales; Ophiocordycipitaceae
Exons: 5
Coding region: 217-1698 (493 amino acids)
Biological process (GO): regulation of DNA-templated transcription; DNA-templated transcription
Molecular function (GO): DNA-binding transcription factor activity, RNA polymerase II-specific; zinc ion binding; DNA binding
Source: RefSeq, a predicted model, not a curated record
GCCUCGGACGAAACAGUCAGUCACCCCAUUCAUGCCCAGGCUUUCCUUUUUUUCAAGCUCCCAGAUGAUCCGGUCAUCCACAAGGCAAGGCAAUUCAUUACUCGUCUAUCACGAAACUAGGAUCCAGACAUCGUCACACUGAGGGAGGUCCCGUCCGCACAGCGUCCGCACUUGCAUGUCACAUCGGCAUCGGCAUCGGCAUCCCCGGGGUGAGCGAUGACGGUGGUAGUACCCGCCAUCAUGCCCACGGCCAUGGCCCAGGCCUGUCUGCGGUGCAAGACGCAGAAGCGAAAGUGCGAUCGGCUUCUGCCCGUGUGUUCCCUAUGCCGGAGACUGAACCGGAGCUGCUGCUACGCGGGACCCGACGCCGUGGGCCCCCGUCCGCUGCCCGUCCCCGACCUGCUCGACCUGACCCUCGCAAACAUCGGCCACACCCUCGAGGGCCAAGUCUCGGCCAUCAUCGGCCCCCCGCCGCGCGUUCUCGCCGCCGCCCAGGCGUACUUCCGCACCGUCCACCCCUGGUUGCCCGUCGUGGCGGAGGAUGCGUACCUAGGACAGCUGUCCGCCUGCCGGACGCAGCCGAUGCGUGCGAGCUUUGGCCUGCUCACGCUCAGUAUGUACCUUGUCUGCGCUGAAACCCUGCCCGUAGACGGGGAACGACGAGAGCAGCAGCAGCAGCAGCAGCGGGAGAGACCAGAAGUUACUGCGCGGACGAAGGCUCUGUACGCGCUGCUCAAGAGCUUUGUCGGGAUGCUCGAGGCACUGCAGGACGACGACGUUGACGACGACAACUCCCCCUCCUUGGUCGAGAUACUGCAGAGCAGGCUCCUCCUCUCCGUCUUUGAGAUGGGACACGGCCUGUCCCCCGCGGCGUACGUUUCCACGGGGGCCAAUGUCCGGGUGGCGGUAUGCCUCGGCGCGGAUGCAGCGUCGUCGGGCCGCCGGCGGCAAAACACGCCUCAGCCCGCGGGGCACGCUGCCUCUGCCCAGCAAGCGUGGCGUGGCGUUGUCAUCGCCAACAGAUAUGCCACCCUCCUAAGCGGCAGAGGCUCAUGCCCCCCACCGAAACCAUCAUCCCUUGAAGUGGACGAGCACACCUUUGGGCUCAACGUCCACACAACCCCAUCGCAAAUAGACUCCUUUACCAGGCUCGCCCACGCAUCGCGGCUCCUCGAGCAGGUGCUCGCCCACAUCCACGAGACGACGCCGCAUCACGAGUUCAACACCGCAGAGGCGUUCCAGAUCAUCAAGACGGCCACGGCGUUCAUGCAGACGUUUUCAGACGGAGACCCCGCGGAGAACGCCAUUUUGUCCAGUGCCAUGGCCGUCUGCCGGAGUGCGGUGAUGGAGAUUCUGGAGUUUGGAUCGCGCGUCGUGCAGCCAGAUAGCGAGUUCUGCAACAGGGCCUCGGUGAAUAUGCUCAAGACUGUGGUCGAGGAACUCGUGCACGGCGCCUCACGCCUCCUUUCCAGCCCGUCUGUGGUGAGGACUGAGUCCUUGUCGGUGUUCAUCGCUCAUCCGCUGUACAAGGCGGCCAUGGUAUAUCUCCGUGACUUGACCGAGUCGGAUCGCAUGGAGAUGGGGCCGUCAAUCAAGCCCCUACGAGACGUUCUCUUGUUAAUCGGCAAGCGGUGGGCGGCUGCUGGUACGUUUCAGGACCGGGCGGCCUCAUGCUAUUGCCCGUUGUGCGAGUGCUAACCCUCUCGACCUAGGGCGGUAUAUCGACGAGAUUGACCGCUUUCAAAAGUAUAGUGAAACUAGGUAAUUAAGCAGUCUCGUUUUUCAAUCUAUACUCUGGGAGUCGAGCGGCCGAUGAGUAAACUGUAUAAUAAAUGUAUAUUAGAGCAUGGCAAUGGCCAUUCCUCUUGCAAUUUUGUUCCAGGUCAAGCUCGCACCCCCCGGGAGGCGUGUGUGCGUGUAAAUGCGAGGAUGAGGGCAUCGCAGAGGC